Messenger RNA from [Torrubiella] hemipterigena, 1342 nucleotides. Lineage: Eukaryota; Fungi; Ascomycota; Sordariomycetes; Hypocreales; Clavicipitaceae. The record is from the annotation of a GenBank genome assembly.
GGGAAUUGUAACUGUGCACGUAUAUAUAGCAGAAUACGCUUAGACGGACAACCUUUUCAGUGAAAGUAAUUGAAAGCCAAGCAAGUCUGCAUAACUACAUAAUCAAUCUUUCUUUUUAACCCAAGCUUCACAAUUGCGAAAAUGGCUGACAACGAACCCAUUGUUGUGUCCACCUCGCUGCCGACCAUCCAUCUUGACCUUCUCCGAUCUGGCGAUGCUUCCGAGAGCCAGAAGCUGCUAGGCGCCUGCCAGAACCAGGGCUUCUUCUACCUUGACCUGUCGAGUGAUCCCGAGCUAUGCGAUUUGUGGAAGGGCAUGCUGGCGCGGAUGAAGGACUACUUCGACCAGCCGCUGGACGUCAAGAUGCAGGAUGACCGCAGCAGCGACAACUACGGGUAUAUUCCUGUCGGUACAGAAGUCGGCUCCAAGCCCGAGACCAAAGAUGGCUACGAGACCCUCAAGUUUUCCCGCCGCGAGUACCUCAAGGGCUCAGCCGACCUGACCACCAGCGUCCGAUCACAAGCCGACUACUUCUUCUCAUACAUCAAGGAGGUCCACGCCAUUACGCUACUCGUACUGACGCGCCUUUCGACCGAGCUCGGCCUCACUGGCCCUAAGCGCUUCGAGGCCGACCACCAAGAUACUGCCCCCUCGCUAUCGACGCUCGUCCUGCUGCACUAUCCCAAGCAUGCAGAAGACCCCAACGCAUCGCCCAAGAACGUCGGCCACCUCAAGCACACCGACGUCAGCUCGCUGACCAUGGUGCUCGCCGAGCAGUGGGGGCUGCAGCUCAUGUCGCCCGAGACCAAGCAAUGGGAGUUUCUCGAGCCGCGGCCGCAGCACGCCAUUGUCAACGUCGGCGACUUCCUUCGGUUCCUGUCGGGCGGCAAGCUGGCCAGCAUCGUGCACCGCGUGAUUCCGCUCAGGGAGAGGCAGGUCGAGGACCGCUACAGUAUUGCGUACUUUUUGCGCAUGAAUGACGAUGCCACGUUUGAGGACCUCAACGGCAAGACGUGGACGACCAAGGAGUGGCAUGAUUUCAAGUUUGAUGUCUUCAAGAGCCACGUCAAGAUGGACACAAAGGCGCAAUUCUUGACGGCCAUGAUGGAGGACGGCGAAAAGGCUGCCGCGUAGGGGAGACAGAAAUAAAUAGUGAUUGGGUUUAAAAAGAUGAUUGUAGGAAAGUUGUGAAGGAUGCAUGAUUUAAUUUGAUAAUGUAAAGCGUGAGCGGUCGUCUUUGCUGCUUUGGUCUAUUGCCAUGCUUGUGAACUACCCUGUAGCCUGUCAACCCAGUGUGAUGAGUUACAAAGUAUAGGUCUAAAUACGCUGUACAUUAACUGCU